Messenger RNA from Patiria miniata (bat star), 3100 nucleotides. Its product is annotated as NACHT, LRR and PYD domains-containing protein 3-like. NCBI's taxonomy places the organism in Eukaryota, Metazoa, Echinodermata, Asteroidea, Valvatida, Asterinidae. The transcript has 5 exons. The coding region runs from base 190 to 2700 and encodes 836 amino acids. The record is from RefSeq and is a predicted model, not a curated record.
UCAUUGUACAUUUAUAGCGUUUAUUUUUGUAUGCGGUGUCUGGGGUAAAAACAGCAUCAAUUCGUCACGCCGUGAGUUAUGAAAACGCGAUUUUUUUGGAAGUUAUUACAAUAUGGCCCGCCAAUGUGCAGUAACACUGUGUGAAAACUUCCAGAGGCAGAAGGUGUUCUACGAAUAACAAAAACAGAAAUGGCAGAGUUUGGCAGCAUGAACAUGACUACAAAUACGCCGUCUGCAACUGGAAGUGGUGGACAUGACUUGGAUGUUACUUACAAGAUCGCUGGAAUCGUUGGAGGAAUAGUUGGAGGAAUUGGUGGCUUUCUGGUGGCUCUGUUGACACUUUGUUUUGGAAUAUUUAAAUACAUUGAGAAACGCCAUAGUCAACAUGAAGAAAGUGGUCAACACUCACAACACGAGGAAAACAUAGAAAUGAUCCAGUCGAUAACUGACACAGAAAUCACCGGACUCCAGGGGUCGGGUACCUUUGAGGAUUUGCAACAGGAAAUUAUUGACAGUUACAAGGAAACUGCAACGACUAUUCCUGCACACCCUACACUGCAGUCACGUAAUGUGGGUAUUGAUCAGUUCUUCAUUCCCCUGCAUCUCAAAAAGAACAUUCCAGGCAAAACAACAUCAGAGAGAUCGGUGACAUUACCAGAAGGAAAAAUAUUCUUGGAUGAAGAACAAAAUGUAAUUCUCCAAUCCUUGGAUGAUUUGUUCGAUCAGGAAAUAGUUAAGGAAAUCAAGAUUCUUCUUUUUGGCGGGGCCGGGACGGGUAAAUCAACCCUGUUAGUGAAAGUUACAAACUCCUGCAUCACACUCGGUUCAAAACCCCUUCAUGGUAGAUUUGAGCUUGUGCUUUGGAUAAAGCUGAGGCACAUGCAGCAAUCUAGUUGUGUCUUGGAUGCCAUAUUUGACCAAAUUCUAGCACGUAACACCAAACUGACGAAACACAAAGUGAAAGGGUUCAUUGAUGAUCACGAAUCACGCAUUGCUUUUCUGUUGGACGGAGUGGAUGAAAUCCCAUCUCAUGUUUUGCAAUCUGAGGAGGGCGUAUACAGGGUUCAGGAUAUCUUACACAACAGAGUCCUUACACAAAGUUUUGUGCUGGUCACAACCCGACCACACAAGAUGAGUUAUGUACUUGGGGGUACAGCGAAUUUCGCUCAGGUGGAGACACUGGGCUUCACACCACAAGAUAGAGAUCAGUACAUCAGAUUAAACCUUCCUGAUGAUGCUGACAUGGGAGAGGCAUUGAUUUCAUAUCUGAAAGACAAUGCAAAUCUUCAGCAAAUGGCUGUAGUUCCAAUCAUUUCCCAGAUGCUGUGCCUUGUUUGGAAGAAUCAAAAGUCACUGCCUGAGAGAAUUACCGAGCUGUACACAGAAUUUGCGGUGGCUCUUUUCAAGCGCCGCAAUAAAGAUAUGAGUGAUGAACAGGUAAUGUCUAACAUGAUGUCCAUCAUUGAUGGCUUGGGGCCUGUUGCAUUGCAAGGGUUACUAGACUCUAGAGGGGAAAGGCUCAUGUUCAAAGAAAGUGAAUUUCAGUCUUGCUUAGAUAAGGGUCUUGCAGUGGGUUUUGUUCAAAGUGAAAAGUUCCAGUGUGGACCGGGUGAAAGAGUGUUGGUCACUUUCCCCCACAAGUCCAUCCAAGAGUACUUUGCAGCAUGUCACCUGGUGAAAUUACCAGACGAUGAUGAAAACAAUUUUCAUUGUCAGUUGGAGCAGAUUGGAGAAUGCAAUAUUCUUGCGAUGGAAUACCUGCUGAGAUUUUGUUGUGGUAGAUCAAUGCAGGCUGCUGGUCUCAUUCUGGAUCACAUUCAAGAGAUGCAAGGUGAUGAGAUGGAACUGCAGAGAUUGGCUCUUUUGUUGCUAUUUGAGUCUGGUUCAGAAGAGUUUUCUACCAAACUAGUCAGACCAACUCGCGUAGACUGCCAUAGGAACGAAGACCUAAAAUCACUGAGCUACUACUUACAGCAUGUCACUCCGCCACUUGAAGGUACAAUUUUUUACAUGGAUGUAAGAAAGCAGGAGCUUAACCUUCUGAGGGAAAUUUAUCUGAGUGACAGCAUGGAGUCAAAUGAGCUGAUAUUGGUUCACUACUUCUUGUCUGAGCAGGAGGAGGAGGAGCUUAGUCUCCUUGAGGAAACGCUUGGUGUUGUGGAUGAACAGGACCGUGCUCAAUUAGGCAUUGUGGUUUGCAUUGAGGCAAAGUCAUGGUUUGACAUUGGGCGUGUAUCCCACAGCUUUUUCUGCAUGCAGGAUCAAAUAGGCAUCCUCGGAUUGGGUAUGAUUCAACGAUCACCGGAUGAGGUUGUCAAUCAAGUAAAGGCACUGGAAGGAUGCAGGUUGAGUUAUCUCUCACUGUGUGACACCAACCUGCAUGGACGGGUUAGAGAUGUCAGCCACAUCUCGUCAUCCCUUAGAGCUUUACUCCUCAGCGAAUGCAGGUUGGUCGAUGAUGACAUGAAGGACCUGGGGAGCAUCCUUCCUACUGGGCAUGCUUUAGAAUAUCUUAACCUUGAUGACAAUGCAUUCAGUUUGGAUGCAGUGACGGCUCUCACCCGUCAUCUCCAAGGUCUCCCUAAGUUACGUCACCUCAAACUUCGUAACAUCGGCCUCGAUGCUGAGCUCGUCAGACAUGUUGUAAGUGAAAACCUCCCUCACCUGGAGGAAACAGAAGAGGGGGAAUUCAAAGCCUAAAUAAUAAUUCACCAAGUCAUAACUCUCACUGCCUUCCCUAUGAAUGCGCCAUGCUCAUGAGGCACAUUACAUUGAAAUGAGUACAUGUGUAGCUCGUAUCAUUGGUCAUUUUCCAUCAAGUCAAUAUUCUGUGACAAACAAAAGAAUAAGUAAAAGAAUACAAUAAACAACGGCAGUCAAUAACAACAACAACUUUACUUUCAGAGGACAAUAAGGGGCUUGAUAACAAAUGAAAAUGUCAACAAAAAGGUUUCAAUACAAAUAGAUUUAUUUGGGAUCUUCUUAUUAAUAAACAAAUAAAUUCAGCAUAGUAGUGGUGCGCCAUAGCCACAAUAUGCUUAAGUAUUGUGCAAAUUGUGAUAAAUGCAUGAAACUUCGCAUGUUGGUUCUUCAUGCCAUG